AUGAUAUUCCAACAAGCUACAUCAGAUCAAAGAGAGCUGUAUGGUGGUGCUAUACAUGCCACAGUUCCAAUUAGAUUCAUUGACGUCGCACAAAUCAGAAGGAUACCAGACCACCAAGAGUUAUUGGUAGAUGAUAAGACCGACCAAAGUAUUAUCAUAGAGCUAUUGGAGAGACAGGAACACGUACCAGAUGACCAAAGCAUUCAAUUCCACUUCAAUGUCGUCGCUGAUGAAUCAGACGUUGCUCCAGACAAGAGACUGAUACUCAAUCAGCGGCAACUGACCUCCGCCGACAUGCCUCAUUUCGCCAACUCUGUACCCAAGUACAUACUGAAAGCAAGACAAAUGGUUGCCAAGUUCAACGAGACAGCAGAGAACACAGUCAAUGUAUAUAUGGCAAUUAUAAGACUAGAGAGAUGCAAGACUGAUCUCCUCAUCACAUACAACGAGCCAGUACUUUUGGCACCAAACAGCAGCAGUGUCAAUGCAGUUGGAGGCACAGUCCCAUCCACAAGCGAACAUGAUGCUGAGCAACUUUUCAUUCGACUGCUAUCAUCAAUCAAGAUCGUGGACUACUCAUUGUUCCAGAAUCAAUAG
Acytostelium subglobosum LB1 is the source of this 597-nucleotide messenger RNA. RefSeq lists its product as hypothetical. NCBI's taxonomy places the organism in Eukaryota, Evosea, Eumycetozoa, Acytosteliales, Acytosteliaceae. The coding region runs from base 1 to 597 and encodes 198 amino acids. The transcript is spliced from 2 exons. Gene Ontology annotation, biological process: protein import into nucleus. The record is from RefSeq and is a predicted model, not a curated record. Gene Ontology annotation, molecular function: small GTPase binding; guanyl-nucleotide exchange factor activity. Gene Ontology annotation, cellular component: nucleus.